AUGUUAUCACUGCGACAGAUAUUUAUAAGCAAGGUAGCUUAUCGCUCUCAUGUCUUUAAGUUCUAUAUACAUGUGAGGUGCGUGAAAGAGCCGCUUGUUCUUCAGUUACACCGUCCAAAGUGCCACGACCAUACCCUAACACUAAUCCGUAGAUUGACUUCCUUCACUCGUAAUGCUUGUGGAUUGGUCGACGAAUGGUCCCCUACGUAUAUUUGUCUCCGAUGUGAUUUCGUCGUCCACAAAAAGUGUAUCUAUUUACCACGCGUCAUCAGGAUCUCCCGUCACCAACAUCGCCUAUCGUAUGCUUCUUCUUUCCUUCCGACCGAAGCUCGGUUUUGUGGGGUUUGUCGGAAAGCCAUUGACAACAAUUUUGGACCCUACUCCUGCAACAAAGGCUGCCGUUACACCGUCCAUUCGAAAUGUGCAACGAUGGACGAUGUGUGGGACGGGAAAGAUCUAGAGGGAGUGGCCGAAGAAGCAGAGGAAGAUGUCACACCGUUCGAGGUUAUAAAUGAUAAAGUGAUACGUCAUUUCGGUCACAGACAUCAUCUUCUGAACAUGGUCGAGCAUAAUAAAGUCGAUGGACAUUGCCAAGCAUGCUGUCUUCCCGUCCGUAUUCAUGUCGGCUCUUUCUACAGUUGUACAGAGUGCGAUUUCAUCCUCCAUGAAAGAUGCGCCAAUCUAGAUAGAAAAGCAUGGUUCAUGAUACAUCCACACCGUCUUGAACUAAAGACCACCGCAAAAACGUAUUUUGAAUGCCACGUUUGUGGUCAGACGAGUUGCGGCUUCAGAUAUAAGUGCUGCGAAACUUACUGUGAGUUCGAAAUAGAUGUGAAUUGUGCUUCGGUUUCUGAGCCGUAUCUCCAUGAAACUCAUGCUCAUCCUCUAUUCUGUACGAUGAUGUCCUCGGUCCGACGUGCCUGUUUGGGGUGCAGAGGAGAAGACACGUAUCGAAAGAUGGAAUGCAGCGAAUGUGAAUACGUUUUGGAUUUCAAGUGCAUCACUUUACCACCCAUGGUAAGGUACAAGCAUGAUAGGCAUCCCCUCAUUCUUCAUGGUGGUGAAGAUACGACAUGUGGAUACUGGUGCGAGAUCUGCGAAAGGAAAAUGGAUGCUGAGAGAUUGUUCUACGCAUGUGACGAUUGCUGUGUUACCGUCCAUGUGGAAUGCGUGCUCGGACUGGAUCCACACAUGAAGCCAGGCCUUUAUCCCGGCAUGACAAUCGAAGCCAACACCAGUUGUUCCAGACCCAUAUGCCAUAAAUGUAAGCGUCGUUGUCCGUAUCCCAUUCUCUUCAAGAAAAAAGGCCUGCUUUAUUGUAGUCUCUAUUGCCGCCGAGGAUAUACAAGGCGCUUACCGCCAUUUGCGGCUUGA
This is a messenger RNA of Tarenaya hassleriana, 1374 nucleotides long. RefSeq lists its product as uncharacterized. The record is from RefSeq and is a predicted model, not a curated record. The transcript has a single exon. Bases 1 to 1374 code for a protein of 457 amino acids. Lineage: Eukaryota; Viridiplantae; Streptophyta; Magnoliopsida; Brassicales; Cleomaceae.